Messenger RNA from Mytilus trossulus (common blue mussel), 1675 nucleotides. RefSeq names its product vacuolar protein sorting-associated protein VTA1 homolog. Gene Ontology annotation, biological process: late endosome to vacuole transport via multivesicular body sorting pathway. Gene Ontology annotation, cellular component: multivesicular body. The transcript has 7 exons. Lineage: Eukaryota; Metazoa; Mollusca; Bivalvia; Mytilida; Mytilidae. Bases 109 to 1014 code for a protein of 301 amino acids. The record is from RefSeq and is a predicted model, not a curated record.
UUGCAAAAGUCUCUCCUCUGUGAAGGCGGAAAGUUACUCGCAAACAAAACGUCAAUAUUGAAAAAAGGAAAGUUAUUGCAAAUACAUACUUAUUUAUAGACAAUAAUCAUGUCACAUCUACCACCUCUACCAGCGAGCCUUAAACCAAUUCAGCAUUAUCUCAAAACUGCCAACGAACAUGAUAAGCGAGACCCCGUUGUUUCAUAUUAUUGUCAACUGUAUGCAAUGCAGAAUGGAAUGGAGGUUGAUAAAAAGUCAAAGGAUGCAAGAACAUUUUUAUUUUCAUUGAUGGACUAUUUAGAAAAGUUUAAAACAGAACAUAGUGAAAAUGAAGCCAUUACUAGUGAGGUAGUAGGACAAGCACACAUGGAGAAUUACGCUCUGAAAGUUUUUCUGUUUGCUGACAAUGAAGACAGGGCUGGAAGAUUUAACAAAAAUGUGGUCAAAUCAUUUUAUACAGCAGGGAUGUUAUUUGAUGUGCUGAACUGCUUUGGUGAGAUAAGUGAAGAUAUCCAAAAGAAUAGAAAAUAUGCCAAAUGGAAAGCAGCAUACAUACAUAAAUGUUUAAAGAAUGGGGAAACCCCAGUGCCUGGCCCUCUUGGUGGAGAGGAUGGAGAAGAAGGUUUAUCACCAGCUGAUAAUUUACAACCAGGACCAUCUUACCCAGUGAACAAUUUACCAACCCCCAGUAACCAACAGCCACAAGUUGGAGCCUUUGCUCCACCCACCACACCACAGGACCCACCCCAGAUACCACAACAGCCCUCCCCAUCACAGGCCUUUGUACCACAACAACCUGCCCCAUCACAGUCGUUUCAACCACAGCCAGCAGCCGCUGCAUCAUGGACACCACCUCCAAAUGCAAAGGGUGUGAGGUUAACUGCAGACCAGUACCAAAAAGCAAUGAAGUUCUGUAAAUAUGCUGGUAGUGCAUUACAAUAUGAAGAUUCAGAGACUGCUGUUACUAAUCUUACAAAAGCUCUUAAACUUCUAACAACAGGCAAAGAAACCUAAAAUAUCUGUGAUAUGUACUGUAUGUGUUAUUUUAUAUAUUUUUACUUUAUGUCUGUUACACAGAUUAAAAAUGUAUAUUUCCGUUAUUUAGUAGGUAGGAAAAGACAUUGGUUACUUUGUAUGAUUUAUAACUCAGUUUAAGAAUUGAUUUAUGUUUUGGCCAAAUUAUUAGUGAUAUUUAUUUGUGUGUUGAGAACAAAUGAGGUAUGGGAGAUUUUUUGUUUUAAAUUAAGCAAUGAUAAUGAGCAGAUUUACUCUUAAUAUUUUAAGUCAGGUUUAACUAUAGCAAGUAUUGCUUAUUACAAUAUAAUAUCCUGAUGUAACAAACAAGAUUAGGUUGCUUUUUUGUAUUCUUGUAUGUAUACCCACAUAUAAAACUAUAGAAAGUAUUCUGCUCUUAAACUGUAGCAGAAAUCUUCAAAACAUUUAAUUAGAACAUAAAAUUUCCAUUGCUCAUAUUUUUUGCAAAUUUUAUUAUGCAAUUUGACAAGUAUAAUUUCAAUGUGUAUGGCUUUAUAAUGUUAAAGGUGUGUUAAGAGUUUAAAUCUAAAAUGCAUAUGUUCAUGUCAUUAAACAUUUAAAUAUGCACAUCUGAUUAAAAUUAUGUUUCCCAAAAAUUGCUAGAGAAAUAUUACUGUUUUGUCAAGAAAAGUUAACAACU